Molecule: messenger RNA, 640 nt
Organism: Mucor mucedo
Lineage: Eukaryota; Fungi; Mucoromycota; Mucoromycetes; Mucorales; Mucoraceae
Exons: 3
Coding region: 118-555 (145 amino acids)
Cellular component (GO): nuclear envelope; endoplasmic reticulum; membrane
Molecular function (GO): glutathione transferase activity; glutathione peroxidase activity
Source: RefSeq, a predicted model, not a curated record
UUACGAGGCCUUGCGUAUUAAACAUAUUUAAUCGGGGCGGGCUGGGUAUAUAAUUGAAGUUGAAAGGUGAGCCUUUCUCUCUUUUUUCUCAUUGUCAUCAAAACAAAAAUCAUAAAAAUGCCUGCUAUUACUGUUCCCUCCGAAUACGGUUACGUUCUCGCUGUCGCUGUCGCCAGUGCUCUUUACACUCUUAGUUUAGCUAUGAAGGUCGGUGGUGCUCGUAGAGCUGCCAAGGUCCCCUAUCCUUAUAUGUAUGCUGAAAAGGAAGAAGCUGAAAAGGAUCCCAAGAAGAACGUUUUCAACUGUACUCAACGUGCUCAUCAAAAUACCCUUGAAAUCCUUCCCAUCUACAACACUUUGUUGUUAGUUGGUGGUAUUAAAUAUCCUGAAGUCUCUGCCGCUGCUGGUGUUCUCUUCAUCUUGGGUCGUAUUGUCUUUGUCAGUGGUUAUUCUACUGGUAACCCCGCCAAGCGUACUCGUGGUGCUUUCGGUAUGCUUGGUCUCGUUACUCUUCUCGGUACUGCCUCUGCUACCAUCUAUAACCUCCUCAAGUAAAGGAAAAAACUAGAAAAAAAAAAAAAAAAAAAAAAAAAAAGACGGGUCGCUUUAAGAUGAAAAGGUUCAAUCCUUUUGUUUAGCA